This is a messenger RNA of Ceraceosorus bombacis, 2245 nucleotides long. The record is from the annotation of a GenBank genome assembly. NCBI's taxonomy places the organism in Eukaryota, Fungi, Basidiomycota, Exobasidiomycetes, Ceraceosorales, Ceraceosoraceae.
AUGUCGGGCGUCAAAGAUGCUCUUUCGCAGGCUGCUGCGGCGCUCCAUCUGGGCGACAAGGAGCAAAGCACUGGACCUAUCGGUGCGUUGGCUCGAAGUGCGCUGCUAGCAGCCAAGGCCUUCACUGCUGAAUGAUCAACCACCCUUCCUUCGCGCAGUCCACGUUGACGAGACUGCCGGAUCAGACGAGACAGGCACCGGCUCAGCAGAGAAGCCUUUCCUGACAGCUGUUACCGCGCUCGUCUCCGCAGGACCCACAGCUCGGGUGCUAGUACGGAAAGCGCCAGCCGAAGGAACGGCACCCCCUGCCGACGCUGAUGCUGCAGGAUAUCAGCCCAUCUCUGGUGCUGGUCUGAAGAGAGCCAAGAAGGGCUACGAGGUUGCCAUCAAGAAGCAGCAAAAGGAAGCCGAGAAGAGCAAAGGUGAGACCAGCAAGGCCGAGGACGAGAGCAAGAGGCUUGAGGACAGCAAGCAGGUCGUCCUCAGCAAGCCUGAAGAUCUUGGCAAGAGGGUGAGUCAGCGCGUGCAUUGGCUGUGACCGAAUCACAAGAUUGAUUAAUACGCUACCCUCCCGAGCAGAUCAAGAUCCGUGCUGGUAUGCAGAGCCGUGAUCAGCUUGUCCACAUCUGCGGUUGGGUUCACCGUCUGCGAAGUCAAAAAGGCUUGAUCUUCUUGGUCUUGCGAGAUGGAACUGGCUACCUGCAGUGUGUUCUCAGCGGAGAGGCCGUGAGUUCUGUUGGGUCGAGGUGAUCCUGACGCAAACAACCGCUCAGUGUGCUCAACGUCCACCUCCAGGCAAAGACGUACGAUGCAUUGACGCUCACUUUAGAAUCUUCGGUUGAAGUGGUCGGAACAAUCAAGGCGCUGCCUGAGGGCAAGAGUGCCCCUGACAACCACGAGCUUGCCGUAUCUUGGUGGACUUGCGUCGGCAAAGCACCAGGCGGCGAUGAAGCAUUCAGCAAUAGAGUUGCGGAAGUGAGUCAAGCGAUUUGCGCGCGUCCGACCCCUGCUGGCUGGCUGCUAAGCCAACCUCCUCACCACAGACCGCCGAAUUAUCCUCUCUGGCUGAUUCAAGACAUCUUGUCAUUCGAGGCGAGACAGCCUCUGCGGUGCUUAAGGUCCGAGCCGCCGUGCUGCAGGGAUUCCGAGCAGAAUUUGAGGAUCAGGGCAUUCUGGAGGUCACACCGCCCUGCAUGGUGCAAACGCAAGUGGAAGGCGGCUCAACUUUGUUCAAAUUUGACUACUAUGGUCAGGAAGCCUUCUUGACUCAGAGCUCUCAACUCUACCUUGAGACUUGUUUGCCGGCGCUCGGAGACGUGUUUUGCGUUCAGGAAAGCUUCAGAGCCGAGAAGAGCCACACUAGGCGCCACUUGAGCGAGUACACGCACUUGGAAGCUGAACUCGGCUUCCUCACAUUUGAGGACCUGCUUGCACACCUUGAACAAUUGGUGAGUCCAUCUUCCCCGGCCUUCAGUUCGACUCGCUUCGCUGUACUGACAGAGGAGCUCUUCUGCAUCAUAGAUCUGCGGCACGAUCGACCGUGUCCUGGCACAUCCCACGUCCUCUUCCCUCAUCCAGCAGCUCAACCCAGACUUCAAAGCUCCCAGCCGACCCUUCAAGCGGAUGGACUACAAGGAUGCGAUCGCCUGGCUCAACGAGCACGACAUCAAGACAGACGAAGGAGAAGACCACAAAGUCGGAGACGACAUCGCCGAGGCCGCAGAGCGGAAGAUGACGGAUGCCAUUGGCGUCCCAAUCUUCCUUACAGGCUUCCCUCGUGAGAUCAAAGCCUUCUACAUGAAGCGCAUUCCGGGCGACGAAGGCUUCACCGAGAGCGUCGAUGUGCUCAUGCCCGGCGUUGGAGAGAUUGUGGGAGGAUCGAUGCGUAUGAGCGGAUCUCAGGAGCUGUUGGACGCGUACAAGCACGAAGGUAUCGAUGCCAAACCUUACCACUGGUACACCGACCAGCGCAAGUACGGUACUUGCGAGCAUGGAGGAUAUGGACUGGGCGUGGAGAGAUUCUUGGCUUGGCUCACCAACAGAUGUAAGUGGGAGCAUGUACCAGAGGUCAUUAGGUGCGAAUCUGACGAGUUUCUCAACGUUUCCGGCGCACCCUGCAGACACCGUCCGGGAAGCUUCGCUUUACCCUCGAUACACUGGUGAGUAGGAGCACAGCGCUCUCCAUCAGUGACCACUGCUGAACCCACAGUGUCUCUGAACAAACGCAGGACGCUGCCAACCUUGA